Pundamilia nyererei is the source of this 991-nucleotide messenger RNA. It is a transcript of the gene tax1bp3, whose product is annotated as Tax1 (human T-cell leukemia virus type I) binding protein 3. The transcript is spliced from 4 exons. Gene Ontology annotation, biological process: neurotransmitter receptor transport, endosome to postsynaptic membrane; receptor clustering; cell-cell adhesion. Gene Ontology annotation, molecular function: protein kinase binding. Gene Ontology annotation, cellular component: postsynaptic density; basolateral plasma membrane; postsynaptic membrane. The record is from RefSeq and is a predicted model, not a curated record. Lineage: Eukaryota; Metazoa; Chordata; Actinopteri; Cichliformes; Cichlidae. Bases 208 to 594 code for a protein of 128 amino acids.
UGAGACAAAACACGCGAACCCGAACGCCUGGGGGCGACGUGACAUCAUCCCUAAAGCCUUUGGAUUCCAGCUCGGGAUCUUCCUCCGCUGUUUCAUGUAAGGGUCUAGGAAGUAGUCCCGCUAUCUGAAUCGACUUGUCUUUAGUUUUUAAAACAGCAGAAGCGGAAAGUUUCUUCUCUAUAUAAGCCAAAAAAUCUCAGCGAGAGUAUGUCUUUCGUCCCAGGUCAGCCGGUGACUGCUGUUGUGGAACGAGUUGAGAUUCAGAAGCUGCGGCAAGGAGAGAAUCUCAUCCUUGGCUUCAGCAUCGGAGGAGGGAUAGACCAGGACCCUGGGCAGAAUCCCUUCUCUGAGGACAAGUCUGACAAAGGCAUUUAUGUGACCAGGAUAUCACCUAAAGGCCCAGCAGACUUGGCCGGCUUGAAGAUGGGAGACAAAAUAAUGCAGGUGAACGGUUGGGACAUGACCAUGGUGACUCAUGAUCAGGCUCGUAAAAAACUAACAAAGAAGAGAGAGGAUGUGGUACGACUGCUGGUAACCAGGAAGUCGCUUGAGGAGGCUGUCAAACACUCUAAGUGCUCUUAUCCCAAACACUAGUGUGGUGGCUCUACUUUUACACAGACUAAUGCCAUAGCCAAGGAAUGAAGACUCACUUGGAGAACACGUACUACCCCAAAUAGUUGCACCGUGGCCUUUAUACUCCAGUAAUGCAAAAAUAGAUAAGUAAACAAACUGAGACAGAUCAGUUUGUUCAUUCAGAUCAGUCUGUAGAAAAUGAGACUGUUAUCUGUUUUGUUUUUUUUCUCUCAUUUGUGGCAUAUCCAAUUAUAACUGAUCUCAGUAAAUUAUGUGAAAUGACGCUGCUUGAAUAACAGCAUUUGAGAUAUUUGUAGCGAUUGUUUUCAUUUGUACUAAAAGCAAUUUAAAUUAGCAUUUUGAGAACAUUUUAUAGAUCGGUUCUUCUGCAAGGAGUGUUAAGUCAUUCACACAUUUA